Messenger RNA from Condylostylus longicornis, 6562 nucleotides. It is a transcript of the gene Dlg5, whose product is annotated as disks large homolog 5. Lineage: Eukaryota; Metazoa; Arthropoda; Insecta; Diptera; Dolichopodidae. The record is from RefSeq and is a predicted model, not a curated record. Gene Ontology annotation, molecular function: protein binding. Bases 522 to 6185 code for a protein of 1887 amino acids. The transcript has 10 exons.
UAAUAAUUUUAUUUAAAUUAAGUUAUUCGAUAAUUUGAGUUAUCCAAAAUUUUUUAAGAUGUUUGUGACAAUUAGAUGAAAAAAAUUUUUUUGGUGAAAUUUUUAGAUAAAAUUUUUUAUGCAGGAACAGAAAACAACACAUUUUUAAAAAGAAUAUAAAAUUAUAAAAAAAAAGUUUCUAUUUCUUCGUAUGCAAAUAUUCACUUUAUUUUUCAAUUAUUUCAGUGUUGCGAAACUGCUUUAAAAUUACUUGUGAAAUGUAUUCUUGGAUAGUUAAUUUGCUAAUUAGUGCAUAGCGUAAAAUAAAAUUACCUAGUGAAUUUUUGAUGUUGGAUUAGGUUACAAUACGUAUUGAAACUACCACUUUGAAAAGUAAUUUUAUCAUUUUCAAAAAUUAAAAAGCAAAAUAAAAAAAUAUUGCAUAAAAUUUGAGUGAAAAUUUAUGUAAACUUCAUUUGUUACUCAAAUAUUUUGAUUUUAAUCAAAUAAUUUUUUAAAAUUUAUUAUAAUGAGCAUAUAAUAUGGAACCAGCAGAUUUCUCCAUUACAAGUAAUAACAGUCAGGAUGAAGCUUCAGACUUCGUUGGAUAUUCAGGAGAGCAUAAAUUACAUAGCUCAUCAGGUUCUAAUGGAAAUAAAAUUAAUACUAAUAGAUGUGAGCUGAUCAAACAACAAUAUGACCAAGCAAUGAUAGAGCUAAACGCGGUAAGGAGGCAAUGUUCGGAAUCAGCCCGUCGUUCAGAUGAAAUGGCUUCUAUGCUUGGAUUUUAUAAAGAGCAAUAUAUAGCUGCCAUGAAGCAAUUAGAAUCAUCUGCUGAAGAACACAAUAAGUAUACAGAGGUAACAAAGGAAAAUGCUAGACUAUCUCAACAGAAUAUGCUUCUUGAAAGAAAUUUGCGUCGCUUAAUGGAUUCAGUUAAACAACAAGAGGGGGAAAAUGAAAAUGAGGAGGCAAAUCAUUCUAUUCCAUUUUAUAAUUAUUCUUAUCGAGGAAAUAACGGUAAUAGUGGUUGUCCAGUAGUUGAUUUUUCCAAUUCUAAUAGUAACAGUAAUGCAAAUAAUAAUACUGUAACGUCUACUCAAAAGUGCGAUAGCUCAUGUUACGUUAAAUAUGAAAAAUUUAUUGAAGAAGCUCAAUUAUUUAAGAAAAUGUAUUCUGACAUGUCAAAAGAAAGAAACAAUGUCGCUGUUGAAAGAGAUAAACUACAUAUACAACUAUCAGCAACUAUAGAUGAACUAGAUAAAUCGAAGAAGGAGUUUAAGGUUUAUAGAGAUAAAAAAGAUCAGUUCAUUUCCCAACAAGAAAAAGAAAUGGAAGAAAUGCGAUCAGUAAUGCAAGCUCGAGCAAAUGAACUCCUUACUACAAAAUUUCAUAGAAAUCAUUUAAAAGAAGAAUUGAAUCAGAUUCUAUCUGAAAGGGAUAACGUACUACAAGAGCAUCAAAAAAUGAGUGAUGAUUUAACUGCAACAAAAAAAGAAUUGGACCAGAAAGUUAAAGAUGAAAUCAAGUUGCAAAAAAUCAUCGACGACUUACACAAAAAAAUUCAAUUAUUGGAAGCACGGGAAAGUUCUUGGAAUGCAGAAACGCAAGAAAACCAAACAAAGGAAUUAGAAAAAUUGAGGAAAGCUUAUGAAAAACUUAGAAAUGAAAAAGAAAAGUCAGAUAAAGAAACUGAUAUAGCAAAGAGUAGACGGGAUUGGGCGAUUUCAGAACGGGAAAAAAUAGUUCAAGAAAGAGAUUCAGUAAAGCAUUUGUGUGAUGAGUUACGCCGUGAAAGGGACACGGCAGUGUCAAAUUUACUGGGAGCUAUACGAGAUAGCGAAGAAAUUAAAAAACAAAAUGAUGAAUCUCAACGGAAAAUUGAAAGUCUAAAAGAACAGCUAGAACAAAGAAUUAAUUCAAAUUCGACUUCAAGACAAAGUUUUCGAUGGAGCUCCUUUGAAACGGAUGAUGUAUUAGAAGUCGAAUUGUGUAACUACAGAGAGGAUGACGAUAUUGGCUUAAUUUUAGACGAUACGCAUAACAAACAAUUAGUGUGUGGCAUAACUAAUUGUUCCCCAGCUUUUGGAAAACUUAAAGUAAAUGAUGUAAUAGUAAAGGUUAAUGAUCUAGAUUGUCAGGCAAUUUCUAAACGAUUGGUAGUUGAUGCAAUAAGAAGUAGUUCUCCAAGAUGUUUACUUCUUGUUCAGCGACCAAAACAAACAAAACGCCAAUUAUACACAGUUCAUUUGAAUUUGCAGACUAAUCAAAAUAUUGGUAUGCACGUAGAAACUGGUGUUUUCAUAUCGAAGAUAGAAAAAAACUCAAUAGCUAGUUUUGAACCAGAAUUAGAUGUUGGGGAUAGAAUUUUGAGUAUUAAUAACAAAUCAAUGCAGGGUAUUCAAUCUGCAAAAGAAGUCAUGAAAAUAUUGGAUGAUCAUAGACACGAUUCGUUAACAAUAGUAGCGUUAAAAAAUGUUCAGGAAGGAGGAAAUUCAUGCAUCAAUGGCUUAAAAAAUAGAAGAAUGACCAAUACCUCUGCCCAAACGGACUCUAAUGAAUCAAUGCACAAAGUGACAUCUUCAUCAAAGCAACCAUUUUUUACCGAAAUGAUAAACAAAUUUAAGAAAAUACACAUAACUAAAUCCGGACCAGAGGUGGAUCACUUAAGCCAAGAUAGUGCAACUGGUGUUUUAGCGGCUUUGGACUCAGUAAUUGAUGAAAAUUCCGAAAAGCAUAUCUUCAAAAGAAGUAAAAGAAACAAAAAAGAAAAAGAUACUGGAAAAAGUAUGGGUACUUGGCCUAGAGCCACGAUAAUAAAUUCUACACAAGAAAAUCCAACUGGUACAAUAGUGCACCGGAAAAAAGAACGAAUUCCCGUCCUAUCCGUAUUUACUGGAGGCGGUGGAGGUACGAUUGAAAUUGAUAGUAAUGGAAAUCAGUUAAACAGAGUACCACAACAUGGCAGCUCAAGUAGUUCAACUGGCUCCAACGCAAAGCCGAAACCUAAUCGAAACUCAAAUCCAAUCCCAUUGAAUUUAUUUCAAACAAAUCCGUCUGGUGCAUUUUCUCAUAGACAUUCAGUGUAUACUUCAAAUUUCGAUCCUGAGUCUCUAAUAUUGGAGCAAUCAAAAUCGGCCUUUUCUCCCCCUCCAUCUCAUACUAAAAAGAAUUUAGACGCAAAUUUAAGGAUCAAAAUGCCUGCAGAUAAAUACGGAACGGUUGCCACAAAUCGUCAUCACGCCAAUAACACCAUACAUUAUCAAAAUCGAUUGAGCCUUAAUUUGACACCAUCCGAUAAUAAUUUAUACAAAAAUAGCGGUCAAAUGACGCAGCAGCAACAUCACCAACAAAAUCAUCACCAGUCAUAUCAACCUAAUUCAUUGGAUUUUUUAGGUAAAAAACAAGUAAUUGACCAAACACCUGGUCUACCAGGACAAAUGGCACAGCAUUCAAAAUCUCCUUUUACCGGAAUAAAUUAUGAAAUAAAAUCUCAUCCAUCAGGUUUAACCACAGGAAACCCAAAUUAUUAUGAUGUUAUUUCACUCAAAUCGCAAAACUCUAUAGACUCAUUUUUAAUGCAAAAGACUCCCCUAAGUUUACAAGACCGCUGUAAUAAUUUUGCAAAAACUCAAGUUAGCAGAAGUGUUUUAAAAUAUCCAAGUGAUAGCGAAAGUAUCGGCACAGAUACUGUUUUAUCGCACGGAAGUACUGUGAGCUCUCAAAACCCUAGUGUAACACAAAACCAGUUUUUUCUGAAUACCCAUUCAGGCGUAACUUCAUUUAAUAGACACACGCCAAUAUUUUCAACAAAUUUUCCUAAUCAUAUGUACAAUUCUCCAAAGAUGAAAACAUCAAAUACUCUGGUAGUACCAAUUAACCCACAUUCAAUAGAUCAUACCCAAACUUCUGUUAUAAAAAAUCCUGUCAUAACUGAAAUUUCUGGUGGAAACAACUCAAUCGGUCAUAUUGGGGGAAGCUCAUCAUCAGAUAAAUUUGAUAUGGACUAUUCUCCAACACCAAUAGUACCAAAUCAUCAUUUAUAUAACUCAACAAUUGAUUACCAAUUUAAAAAUCAAAUCAUACCUAUGAAGAAUAGUAUGAUCAACAGCAUGGUUGAAACAAGUAGCUCAAUAAUGCCUACACGUGAUCAUGACGAAUGUUCUAGUGGUUAUAAUCCAAUAUAUGAAGGCGGAACUUUUCCAAGGAAAAAAGAACAUCAACGUUUUCGAAUACCAUCUAAUCAUAGCGUUACAAGCAAAGGCAGUGGCGUUAAAAACAGCACUGGUUCAAUUGAUCACCACAGUGAACGUGGUAGCCCAAUGCCUACCGUACAUGUAGAAAUACUAAGCCAUGGUGCACAAAAAAGGAACUCAAAUAUUUCAGAUUUUUUAUGUCCAGGCGAUUUAAGAAGAGUAACAAUUGACAAAAGUGACAAAUCGCUUGGUAUUACGAUCUUAUGCAAUAAUAACGGAAACGGAAUUUUUGUGUCAUCGGUGCAAGAAAAAAGUAUAGCCAGUAGAGCGGGAUUGCAAAUUGGAGAUCAACUUUUAGAAGUUUGUGGAAUUAACAUGAGACAAGCUACAAGUGAAAUGGCAGCUCAAGUCUUACGUCAAUGCGGAAACUCAAUUACUAUGUUAGUUCAAUAUAAUCCAGAAAAAUACGAUGUGUAUAAUAAAAUGGAUACAGAGCAAUUAAAUCAUUCAGGAUCUCCUACGCCUAGAAACUCUCCUCGACCAGCCGUGCGUCCAUCAAUUGCCACGUCUCCUCCUACUUCUUCUGUUACAUUAUCUUCUUUAUCUAACACAGCUCAGAAACCAUCUAACAUGGUUUCUGUUCCAAUGAAAAGUCAGAAGUUUGCGGAUAGCUUAGAGAAUCAGUCAGAUCAUUCAAGUCAAGCUGACAUAUCUGGCAGUAUUUUUGAAGAAGAUCCUAGAUUUAUAACUUUGCCAAACCAUAAAAGCAAAAAUCUGGGAAUCAAAUUAUUUGGUGGCAAUAAGGUUGGUAUAUUUGUCCAUGACGUCCAACCUGACUCUCCUGCUUAUUUAGCCGGAAUUCGAAAAGGCGACCAAAUAUUGGAAUAUAAUGGAGUCAGUUUAAGAAAUGUAACUGCCGAGCAGGCAGCAAAUGAAAUUUCAAAUAAAAUAACGGAUACUGUUACCAUGUUGGUUCAAAAUAACAUUCAAAAGCUAAAUAUGAUACAAGAUAAAACUGGAGAUUCCUUUUACAUUCGUGUUGGAUUCGAUCGCACUGGAGAUUUGAAUGAUAAUGAUCUUCGUUUUAUAAAAGAUGACGUUUUAUAUGUGGAUAAUACAAUAUUUGGUGGCAAUUUCGGACAAUGGAGAGCUUGGACUUUAGAUGAAUAUGGUCAUAAAAGGGAGUGUGGUUUGGUUCCAAGCCAAGCAAAGGUUGAGGAAGAACUUAGAUUAUGCAGUGACGGUGUAGAAUGUGAAGGAGGUAGUACUCGCCGUGGAAACACAACCGCACGCAGAUCAUUUUUUAGAAGGAAAAAACAUCAACGCAGUUCGUCUAGAGAUUCCAAGGAACUUGCAAGCUUUAGUAACACACAAUUGAGUUAUUUUUCUGAUUCAGGAAUGUUAAAUGACGACGGUGGAAUUUUGAGUUAUCAACGUGUUGAAAGAUUAGAUUAUCCUACAUGUCGACCAGUGCUAGUAUUAGGGCCAUUAGCUGAAUAUGUCACUGAUCGUCUUACUAUUGAUUUUCCUUUAUUAUUUCAACACUGUAUUAAAAAACAGAUGGAUUAUUCAGAAGAUGUGAUGAAGGAAGGAAUACAAAAAAAUAUAUUCGUUGACUAUCGUCGUAAGGGUAAUAAAUUCGAAUGCACAACAGUAGAAUCUAUCCGAAAUAGCUGCAAAAACAAUCGGCAUUGCGUACUUGAUAUUUCAAUAACUGCUGUUGAACGCUUACAACGAUUACAAAUUUAUCCGAUUGUAUUACUACUUCGUUUCAAAUCAGCAAAACAAAUUAAAGAAAUUAAGGAUCCACGUUAUUCAACUGAUAAAAUAUCAGCAAAAGCUGCUAAAGAAAUGUUCGAACGUGCCUUAAAAUUAGAAGCGGACUAUAAGCAAUAUAUAUCAACGGUUAUUCCUGCUGGGGUCAAUAUAACACACAUGAGUACACAGAUCAAAGCUUCUGUAGAAGAAGAACAAUCAAAAGUUUUAUGGGUACCCAUUUCAGGUUGCUAAAUAUUCGUAUUUGGCUUGAAAUUUAUUUAUGAAAAAAAUCAUUUUUACCAAUAUCAAUUUUUUGUUUAAUUAUUUGGGUAUUAUUUAUUCGUAAUUCAAUUUAUAGUGGAAACUUUUAAAUAGAUGGUGCUAAAAUAACAUUAAAAGUUUUGAUAUAAAUUUUUAUCUAAAACUUAUAACAUUGUUUAUAAAACGCAAGAAAUGCCUUAAUAUGUUUAGUAUAAAAAAAAAAUAUGCUAAACCUUUAUCUUUAUAUGACAUCAAUAUUUUUUAAAUUUUUAAAUCGUAAUAAAAAACUUGAAAAUUUUAUUUUCUAUUUUUGUAGUAUUUAAAUGUAUUAACUAAUUAUAUUUAAAGGGAAAAGUGCAAAAAAUUUU